CUCUGCAAAGGGGCAAUGGUGAGGUUGCCGGUAUAUUGAACGGAAGCUGGACCAGUUUUGUUUCGACUUUAUAGUUCAGUAUCAAACCCUACGCGGAAUGGCGAGGUGGUAUAAUUGUCAGGCAAGUGCCGCUAACGAUAAGAUGCCGUUGCUGCUGAUUUUUAUCGGGACGAUAUUCACCCUCGCUGAUUGCGCUUUCCAAGAGAACGUUGGUUUGGAUUUCGGCUACAAUAACGGAUACCAGAAUUAUCAGCCGGUGGUAUCCAUAAACCGUCCAGUGGUCGUUAAGGAAGUAGGAAAAAAAAGUGGACAAGAUUUUAGUAAAAUUCCUGGCGUUCCUGGGGUGGAUUACCCGAUUUAUCACAAAGUUCCCGAAACCAGUUUCUCAUGUUCCAACGUACCUUACGCUCCUGGAAUGUACGCAAACGUGGAAACCGGCUGCCAGGCGUACCACGUUUGUCACGACGGAAGGGAGGGACACCAGGGUGCCUCAUUUUUAUGUACGAACGGUACUCUAUUUAAUCAACAUGAAUUCGCCUGCGAUUGGUGGUACAACGUUAAUUGCGCCGACGCUAUCAGUUUGUACAGUCUGAAUUUGGAUCCAACGAAAAAUCCGUUUGUGCCAAAACGGAAGCCCGAGGAACUGGAGACUCAUCAGAAACUGAGAAUCGCGGUUUACUAACAAUGUGAGGUCGAGAAAAUUACGAGCAUCGACAAAUUGUUGUUUAAUUUUUCUAAAAUUCUUCUUUUUUAUUUUUUAUCUUGCUCAUACCUACUCAAAAUUCGUUAUUUGCAUGUAAUAUGAAAUGCGGUCUGAUUUUAUAAAAUAAAUAGUCGAUCCGAUCAAUGGCAUUGUCAAUGGAAAAAGAUUACGCGCUAACGAAAGGAGCCGCUAAAUAAAGAAGAAAAAAAAAAAACAGCACUCAUAAAUAAAUAAAAAAUUAAAAUAAUAGGUGGAGGGGUUAUACGUACGCAUGGUAUAAUAGUGAUGAUAUUAAUCAUAAUAAUAAUCCUAAUAAUAUCAA
Messenger RNA from Athalia rosae (coleseed sawfly), 1025 nucleotides. RefSeq lists its product as uncharacterized. Gene Ontology annotation, molecular function: chitin binding. The record is from RefSeq and is a predicted model, not a curated record. Lineage: Eukaryota; Metazoa; Arthropoda; Insecta; Hymenoptera; Athaliidae. Bases 98 to 682 code for a protein of 194 amino acids. Gene Ontology annotation, cellular component: extracellular region. The transcript is spliced from 4 exons.